AUGGGUAAGGGUAUCAACAAGAUUCAAGCCACAGUGCAAGAAAGCCUCCUCCAACACCUUUACAACAAAGCAACAGGAAAAUCAGACAGUACUACUCUCAAAUUGAAUAUCCCAGAGUGUGACUUGUAUGGUGAUGAGCCUUGCAAGAUUUGGAGUGAUCAUUAUCAUCAUGGGACUGGUAGUACAACGUUGUUGUUAACUGAGAACAAUAAGAACAACAAGAACAACAUGAAGAAAAACGAAGAGCUUUACGUGUUCACAAAGCUGAAGAAGAAGAGUGUCAAGGGCACACGUUUUGAUCGGACGGUAGGGGACAAGGGUGCAUGGAAAGGCGAGGACUCCGGCGUCAAGAUUUAUUGUGACGACAAAACUAGUGCUCUUGAGACUGAGACGGCAACGCCGCCGAUCAGGGUUCAUGGGUUGAAGAAAAGGUAUCGGUAUGAGAGUAGUUCUAAGUCGGUGAACGAUGAUGAUGGGCGUUGGAUCAUGUACGAGUAUAGCCUUGAUGCCUCCAUGCUUCCACAUGCAAAAUUCCCAGAUUAUGUUCUCUGUCGAAUUAAAAAGAAUGAUGAACCAGAAAAGAAGAGAAAAGUAAGAGAACCAGAGAAUGCAAAGAAGAUGAAAGAGAAUAAAGGUGAUCAAAGGACGAAGCCUGAGCAUAUACACGAGAAAACAAAGGUGGUUUCACUUGAAAUACAAGAAAACAAACAAUUGGAGCCUAUAUGCAACAACAAUGGCAUACCAUCAGCAAAGACAACCACCACAAAUCCUAGUAAGGUUGCAGCUAUUGAUGCUGAGUUGCAACCUGUCAGUGAUAGAGUUAUUAUUGACUUGACCGAUGAUGAUGAUCACGACAAUUCCGCUAGUGAAGAUGCGGUAGUGAUCAACAAUAUUGGAACUACAUUAGUGGUAAAACAAUUGGAUUCAAAGGACUCACCCCCAGAGAAAUUAGCGAUUGAAUCUCCUAAAGUGGAUGAGUCAUUGGAGGAGAUUGACUGGGAUAUAGCAUUUGCUGAAGAGCUAGUGGAAGGUCAAUCACAGCCUAUGCAAGAGCCAGGGAUUGAGAUGUUGCCUAAUCUGUUAUUUCUAGAGGAUUGGCUAGUUAUCAAAGUCUUAAAAUGA
Messenger RNA from Quercus lobata, 1122 nucleotides. RefSeq lists its product as uncharacterized. The record is from RefSeq and is a predicted model, not a curated record. Gene Ontology annotation, molecular function: DNA binding. Gene Ontology annotation, biological process: regulation of DNA-templated transcription. Lineage: Eukaryota; Viridiplantae; Streptophyta; Magnoliopsida; Fagales; Fagaceae. The transcript has 2 exons. Bases 1 to 1122 code for a protein of 373 amino acids.